Molecule: messenger RNA, 1260 nt
Organism: Colletotrichum scovillei
Lineage: Eukaryota; Fungi; Ascomycota; Sordariomycetes; Glomerellales; Glomerellaceae
Product: 60S ribosomal protein L24
Exons: 3
Coding region: 356-832 (158 amino acids)
Biological process (GO): cytoplasmic translation
Cellular component (GO): cytosolic large ribosomal subunit
Molecular function (GO): mRNA binding; structural constituent of ribosome
Source: RefSeq, a predicted model, not a curated record
ACGAAUUUCCGAACCAGAGUCGAAAAUUGUAGAAUCUCGCGAAGAGUGCCAGCCUGGUCUUACCCUCCCCUUCCCGAACCCUUUGACCUCAUCGACAAGUCAGCCAACGUUCGCAUUCAAUACCGCCAAUGUACGUUCAAUAGAUUACCCCCUCGUCCGGUCGACCCUCGAUUUUUUCCUUCCGACUGCUGGCCUAGCGAUUACCCAACACAACCGCAACGUCACCAUUUCCGAAAGACAGCCGCUUUCCACGAACAACUUUGCUGGGCCAGACGAAGAGAACGAAUCGAGGGUCGAUUAUAGGAGGAUCUUCCGAAAUUUUUACGAGGGAUUAUUUUCUGACUGAUUGUUCAAGAUGCGCACGUACGACGACACGUUCUCCGGACAGAGAAUCUACCCUGGAAAGGGUAAGCUCUACGUCCGCGGUGACUCCAAGAUCUUCCGUUUCCAGAACGGAAAGUCCGAGUCCCUCUUCCUCCAGCGCAAGAACCCCCGCCGCAUUGCCUGGACCGUCCUGUACCGUCGCCAGCACCGCAAGGGUAUCUCUGAGGAGGUCGCCAAGAAGCGCACCCGCCGCACCGUCAAGGCCCAGCGUGCCAUCGUCGGUGCCUCCCUCGAUGUGAUCAAGGAGAAGCGCUCCAUGCGCCCCGAGGCCCGCUCCGCCGCCCGCGCCGCCGCCAUCAAGGAGUCCAAGGACAAGAAGAACGCCGACGCCGCCGCCAAGAAGGCCGAGAAGGCCAAGUCCGCCGCCGCCGGUGGCAAGAAGGGCCCCAUCGCCUCCAAGCAGGGCUCCAAGGGCGCCGCUCCCAAGGUCCAGGCCCGUACCCGUUAAACAGCCUUUUUUUUCUAGUCUCUCGUUGAGGAAUUGGGGAAAAAAAGAUUAUGGGUUUUGGGCUUUUUCUUCUCUUGACAUGAUGAAAUAAAAAAAGAGUAAAAACAUUUCUCUGUCGAGACGGCGUGAGGCUGGUGUGACAUGCGGGAAGCAAAGAACAGAAACGGCCACCAACCAAUCCCGGCCGAGGGUUAGGUUCUUUCUCUCAACCCUCUGGCUGGUGAGGGGGACCGUUUGAUCGAAGGAACGAACGCUUCUGACAACGAACGAUGGUGAAAGGCACAAUACGACCAGGUUCAAAAACUUGAUUGGAGUCGAGGGUUCAUUGUGCUUUGAAACGGGGACUUUGGGGUUCUAUAACUACACAAUCUCACGGGUAGCACGGAAUUUGCAUGGAAUUGUCCCAACGGGGGAUUCUUACCAACGUU